UCUAGUGGCCGUAGCCAGGGCAGCUGAGAGCCAGGAUGUCUGGGGAUCUACCCCUGCUCCUGGAGGGGCGUGGAGACUAGUGGUUAGAGAUGGCAAACUCUGGCACAAACGCCCCUUUCUCAGCAGCCCGUGAGAGAACUUCCUCCUGACUUUUAACGGGCCACUAAGCAGGGACUGUGGGGCCGUUUAUUGCGGCAUCCUUCCUCGUGCUCACAUUUCUUCUCCUGGGUGCGGCAGCGCCCAGCUGCAUUGGUUCUUGCCAAUUUCUCAGAGGGCGGGUGCAUGGGCUGGCUCUGUCCGGUGGAUAAAGGAGGCUGGCUCUGCGAAGAAGAGUAGAGCAGAGGAGCGGAGGAUCCCGGAGCGUGUGCUUCUCCUGGGCAGAGGAAGGUGAAAGGGGGAAGAGCCGGAGAUCCAGGGGCCUUGGUGUCUCAGCGAGGGAAGAAGGAAGGGGACAGAGAAGCUGGCUCGGCAGGGCAGAGGAGGGGUGUGACGAGCAGAGCGGAGCAGAGCACACACCUGCAGGGACCUGAGGCAGUGGCAGGUGGAAAAGCAGAGCCACAAGGCGGCUCAGCGGGCAGCGCGCCCCAAGCCGGCUCAGGAAGCCCCAGGAGAACCGCCUGGAGGAGCAGAGCAGUGGCCUGGAAAUUAGGGGGCGGAGAGACGUGCCCCGAGGGAGCAGCAGAGCGGGAGUGGCGCCAUGAGCUACCCAAGCUACGAGAAAGGUCCCGAACCCUCCGCUCCUACUCAGCCCCCGCCGUACUCCAACAACCCCCCUUACGGGGCCCCUCCCCCACUAGGUGGGCAGUUCCCCCCAGCCAGCUAUGGGGCAACCCCCGGAAUGCCCCCCCACCCGCAGGGCUAUUAUAGCCCGUACAACGAGGACCCCAGCCGGGGCCCGAUGGGCUAUGCCCCGCAGCAAGUCAUCCUGGUCUCCCCGCCCACUGUCAAGGAGAACGACUACCUGGGCUACUCCAUCUUCACCCUGCUCUGCUGCUGCCUGCCCCUGGGCAUCGUGGCGCUGGUGUAUUCCAUCCAGACCAGGGAUGCCAACAACGCCGGGAAUGCUGUCCAAGCGCAGCGGAGUUCCCGGAUGGCCCAGAUUUUCAACCACACGGCCCUCGGAGUGGGAAUUGUGCUGCUGAUCGCGUGGAUUGCCAUUGUGGUGACCAUCACCCUCUCUCACUAGAGAGCCGAUCCCUGAGGAGUUAAUCCUUCCACCCAGCCCCUCCGCGCAUCCAGCUCUGAGCCAACCCCUCCAGAAGGGGGCAGCGGGUUUUCCACACCUGCCUGAACACACACACAGCAACAAGACCACACACAGACCUGCACACACAACCAUCUCCUCAGCCCCAGCCACCCCCACCAAACAGCCAGUCCAUGGGCCCCUCUCCCCCAGCGUAACCCCCCCUUGCCAGCCCCAGCGCACACCGGGGGAUCCAGGGAGAAAGGGUCCCCUCUGCCCAACCCAGGACUCCCAACUAGGCCAUAUUCCACCCACCCACAUCCAGGGACAUGGUUCAAAUGUGGGUGCAAAGGACUCUGGGAGACACUGGGGAUGGACAGGGCUUCAGACAGGGUCUGAGAUGAUGCAAGGGAGGAGGGUGGUCCCAAAUCCAGCCUUACCCCUAGGCUUUCCCCACCCAACUCCACCCAGCUGAGGUCCAUUUUGGGCCACACCAUUGGCUUCUGGGAAAGACGGGACGGUCCAGACCACGGACUAAGAUUCUCCCCUGUUGGUUGUGUUAGAGGAUAAGGGCUCUAGUACUGCUUCUGGCUAGUGGGGUGACUCCUUUAGUGCCAUCUAGAGGAUAACAACCUUAGAACUGCUGCUGGCUAGAGGAGUGACUGGAAGAUAACAGUCUACUACUGCUGCUGGUUAAUGGAUGAAGGGGACCCAUCAUGGCGUGACCAGUAAGACCAAUAAAACCACUGUCUGCUGGGUAAUCCAAUCAGCUCCUAGUCACCCUGUGUUUAAACAGCAUGUCUCAGGCGAGGGAGCACACCACUGCCCAGCUCCUGGUGCCCGGCUAUGAGAGCCGCCCCCUGCCAGCUCCACUGAUAAGUGGCAAAAUGCCCCUUGUGUGCACAUGGGUUCACCCGCCAGCUUCGCCUGGCUGCCCAGAGAUCUCCCCGAUCGGCUGAGAGCGCCAAGGAUGGACACGCUCGUGCCACGGAUGAAGCCCAGCACCUGUGUGAGAGGAGACGCCGCCUCCCCCCCGCCCUGGCCCGAGUGGCUGAGAGAGGCUGAAAGACUUGGUGCACAAGUCUGCUCUCGUGCAAAGGGACAGCAAUUCAGGGACGUGUUCAGGCUGUGUUACACGGCAGGGCGUGAUCCAAGUGUGAGCCCGCAACCCUACUGAGGGGCAGCACUACUGGGAGCUAGGCAGGACCCUUCCCUGGCGUGCUGGUUAAAGCGGCAUCGGACGCUCCAGAGAAAUGAGGCAGGUUCAAAAUCAUCCCCCGGCUGUUACCACGGGGUCCAGAGCCUGCCCAGGCCCACGUGGCCACGGGGUGUUGCGAGAUCGCUGACUCCCCCGACAGCCAAGCUCCACUGGGAAUGGCCAAAAGCCUGGCCCAGGCCCCACCGGGGUGCCAAAUGGAGACGUUUGUGUUGCAGCGAGAGGGGCGCGCCGCAAUGGGAGUCCUGCUCCUGCCGCUCGCCUAGCCAGCCUGCCUUUGCCUGCCCUCGCCUCGCCCGCCGGAGACGCCACUGGUGGCGCAUGCCCCCCUCUCUGUACAUCUGCCCCUGCCGCUGCUUCCAGGCUCACCGACCCGAAGCCAGCGAGGGGCCUCGCCGAGGAAACGGGCUCAUUAAAUUAUUCCACC
Pelodiscus sinensis (Chinese soft-shelled turtle) is the source of this 2826-nucleotide messenger RNA. RefSeq names its product dispanin subfamily A member 2b-like. Gene Ontology annotation, cellular component: membrane. The record is from RefSeq and is a predicted model, not a curated record. Lineage: Eukaryota; Metazoa; Chordata; Testudines; Trionychidae.